This is a messenger RNA of Triticum aestivum (bread wheat), 2457 nucleotides long. RefSeq names its product disease resistance protein RGA5. Gene Ontology annotation, molecular function: ADP binding. The transcript has 4 exons. The record is from RefSeq and is a predicted model, not a curated record. NCBI's taxonomy places the organism in Eukaryota, Viridiplantae, Streptophyta, Magnoliopsida, Poales, Poaceae. Bases 1 to 2457 code for a protein of 818 amino acids. Gene Ontology annotation, biological process: defense response to other organism.
AUGGCGCAUGUGGUGAGCGCCUCGCUAGGCGCGUUGGGUCCCUUGCUGGUGAAGCUUACCGGCCUGCUUGCCGACGAGUAUGGCCGCCUCAAAAGCGUUCGGCGUCAGAUCAUGCCACUUAGAUAUGAGCUAGCCAGUAUGGAAGCUGCGGUCAGGAAGUAUUCUAUGCUAGAAGAUCCAGAUAUCCAGGUCAAGCAAUGGAUCUCCAUGGUGAGAGAGUUGGCAUACGAUAUAGAGGAUUGCAUAGAUAUUUUCAUUUACCGGAUCGGCAAUGGUGGACGUCAGAGCGGCUUCAAGGACUUCUUCUGCAAUACCACUCGCCAACUAAAGGCCCUUGGAGCACGACGUGGAAUCGCCGACCAAAUCGAUGAACUCAAGGCUCGGAUCAGGCAUGUGAAAGAGCUCAAGAACAGUUACAAUCUGGAUGCUACUACUUGUAGCAUGUCUAGCCAUAUAGCCGUUGAUCCACGACUAUGUGCUAUUUUUGCCGAGGAGACAAAUCUUGUGGGCAUUGAUGGUCCAAGAGAUGAUCUUGCCAAAUGGAUAGUGGACGAGAAAGUCAUACAUAGUAGGGUGUUGUCUAUUGUUGGGUUUGGUGGAUUAGGGAAGACAACAUUAGCCAAUGAGCCAAACAUAAGAAAAAUUAUCAACGAUCUAAUCUACAAAUUGCCUCACCCAGACGGGUUCACAAAUAAUAGCGACAUUUGGGAUGAAAUUACAUCUAUUGCAAAGCUUAGAGAGCUACUGCAAGAUAAGAGGUAUCUUAUCAUAAUUGAUGAUUUAUGGUGUACACAAGCAUGGAGCACUAUCAAGUGUGCUUUACCAGAGAAUAAUUGUUCUAGUAGAAUAAUAGCUACUACACGCAUUAGAGAUGUAGCAAGGUCAUGUUGUCCAAGCUAUUAUGACUGUGUGUAUGACAUGGAAGCCCUAAGUGAUCUGCACUCCGAAAUAUUGUUCCACAAAAGAACUUUUGGCUCUGAGAACUGUUGCCCAAACACGUUGAAGGAAGUUUCAGAUAAAAUCCUCAAAAAAUGUGGAGGCUUACCAUUGGCAAUUAUAACUAUCUCUAGUUUACUAGCAAACAAACCAGUUGUCAAGGUAGAGUGGGAGAAGGUUAAUAAGUCAAUCGGUUCUACUUUGGAAAAUAACAAGAGCCAAGAGGGAAUGAAUAGCAUAUUAUGCCUUAGUUAUAAUGAUCUUUCACCUAAUCUCAAGACAUGUUUGUUGUAUUUAAGUGUUUUCCCCGAGGAUUAUACUAUUGAUAGGGACAAGCUAGUGAGGCGAUGGAUAGCAGAAGGCUUUAUCUCUGAAGAGUGUGGACAAUGUCAGCAAGAGGUCGCUGAGAACUACUUCUAUGAGCUCAUCAAUAAAAGCUUGGUUCAACCAGUCCUUGUUGAAUUUGAAGCUUUGCGUGUACUAGAUUUUGAGGAUUGUGAGGGUUUGGACGAGUACGAUAUGCACAAUAUGGACAAAUUGUUCAACCUAAAAUACCUCAGCUAUAGGUGCACGGGCAUAUCAAAGCUACCAUCAGGGAUUGUAAUGUUAGGUGAGCUAGAGACCCUAGAUCUUAGGGAUACAUGUGUGCAAGAGUUGUCAUCUGGAAUAGUUCAGCUCAUUAAACUACAACACCUACUUGUUGCAGUGGGAACUAAGAUACCAAAUGGAAUUGGAGUAAUGAGGAACUUGAGAGUCAUUUUGGGCUUUAAUAUUACCCGUAGCCCAGUAGCUGCAGUGGAGGAUCUCGGGGACCUAACAAGGUUGUCUGAACUUGACAUAUAUUUAGAUGGUGGAGGACCCGAGGAGUACAAAAGACUUGAACAAAUGUUACUUUCCUCACUAUGCAAGCUUAGCGACGGUAAACUCAUGUCUUUACGGAUAACUAGGUAUGGUGGUUCCCUUGAAUUCUUGGAUUCUUGGUCUCCAUUGCCGUUUUCCCUUCAAAUAUUUUAUAUGUCCAGCGAUUGCUAUUUCGUGAAUGUUCCAAAAUGGAUUGCACCAACACUCAACAGCCUUACUUACCUGGACAUUAAUUUAACCGAAUUAACGGAGAAGGGUCUACUCGCUGUUGGGGAGCUCCCAACCUUACUUUGCCUAGAACUGUGGUUGAAGACAGGACCAAAAGAUAGGCUAAUUAUAGUCAAAGACAUGGGAUUCCCAAGUCUGAGGGAGUUCAGCAUCAGCGGGGAAGCCGAGGCAUACGUAACGUUCAUGAAAGGCGCUAUGCCCAGGCUUGAGAAGCUUGGUAUUCCAUGCCUUGUGUCAGUGGCAACUACCUAUGACUUCUACAUAGGCAUUGAGCAUCUCACUUGUCUGAAACAAGUAAUAGUGGUGCUUGGCACAGAUGGUUGCGCACCUUCCGAGAGCAAGGCUGCAGCUGCUGCGAUCAGGAACGAAGCAGUAGUCAACCUCAACCAUCCUACAAUUACUAUUUUUGGGGAACCAAGAGACUCAAAGUGA